UAUUAACACAUUCAUGCUAACAACGUAGGUAUACGUCGAAAAUCAAUCUAAGUGAUGUAGCACAUCGUUUUAUCACGCCGAAAUAAAAACAUGAGUAAAGCGUAGAACGUACAAGAACGUUGUAUAUCCGUAUAAAAAUCAUAAAACUACGUACUAGCGCCACACCAUAUCUAAAUCUCGGACUUCUAGCGCCACUGGAAAUGUGUUUUAUUUCAUAAUGAUUCCCAGUCACUCACACAGUUACAAGUACCCACACCACAAACGCACAACGUCAUCACACGGUGACCUUUGUACGCGCCGCCAUACUGUCAGUAAGGCUGUUGCGCUCGCAGCGGGAACACGACGCAAACCAAUUACGCGCGAAAUCACCGUCAUGGAAAGUAAGAGGAAAUCUAAAAAAAGACGACCCAAAGGAAAAGACAAAAAUGAGACCUGCAAUAGAAAAAAUACGACGAAAUCUAUUGAAAUGGACACGGAGGAGAAACGACCACAACGGACGAACAAGGCUUCAAUGAAAAUGUUUGAAGAUAAUGUCUCGUCACGGCAAAGUACACCAGACCCAUGUAGCGACGAUGGAGAGUAUGGCUCCGAUGAAGAAUAUGAUCCUGCCUCUGACGAUUCAGACAGCAGUGUUGUUAGUGAUUUGGAAUUUUGUUGCAGACGCACUAAACCAUCGUUGGGGAGCAGGUCUGAGUCUGAAGUUGGUACAGAUAAUGACGAUGAUAACGAAACCGAUUCGUUUUCGGAAGCUUCAAGUAAUAGCAGUAUUUUUGACUCUCAUCGCCGCCACCGUUAAGCUC
Pectinophora gossypiella (pink bollworm) is the source of this 800-nucleotide messenger RNA. RefSeq lists its product as uncharacterized. The coding region runs from base 218 to 796 and encodes 192 amino acids. The transcript has 3 exons. The record is from RefSeq and is a predicted model, not a curated record. NCBI's taxonomy places the organism in Eukaryota, Metazoa, Arthropoda, Insecta, Lepidoptera, Gelechiidae.